Molecule: messenger RNA, 276 nt
Organism: Musca vetustissima
Lineage: Eukaryota; Metazoa; Arthropoda; Insecta; Diptera; Muscidae
Gene: bc10
Product: bladder cancer-associated protein
Exons: 1
Coding region: 8-244 (78 amino acids)
Source: RefSeq, a predicted model, not a curated record
AGGUACUAUGUAUUGCCUGCAAUGUCUGUUGCCCGUACUUCUGCUUCCGAAGCCAAACAAUGCUCUAAUCGAAACACAUGUCAUGUUUAUUGUCCUCUAUCUGAUCGGCUUCUUUCUGGAGAGGAAACCAUGCACAAUUUGUAGCCUGGUGUUUUUGACUGCCGUUUUCCUUAUAUGCUACAGCGGCGUUGGUAAUUGCAUAUUCUGGGGAAGCUGUGAUGACAACCAGUGUGAAAAUGGCUAAAACGAGGUUUGACGACAUGUUACGAACGAGUG